Messenger RNA from Medicago truncatula (barrel medic), 2006 nucleotides. RefSeq names its product importin subunit alpha-9. The transcript is spliced from 11 exons. NCBI's taxonomy places the organism in Eukaryota, Viridiplantae, Streptophyta, Magnoliopsida, Fabales, Fabaceae. Gene Ontology annotation, molecular function: protein binding; nuclear import signal receptor activity. The record is from RefSeq and is a predicted model, not a curated record. Gene Ontology annotation, cellular component: cytoplasm. The coding region runs from base 130 to 1689 and encodes 519 amino acids. Gene Ontology annotation, biological process: protein import into nucleus.
GCCCAAUAAUGUGGAGCUUAUUACCGCCGUGGAUCCCAUUAUCAUGUACCGUUAUAAAAAGAAGAACCACCGCUAAAACCUUUUUCAGCGACUCCAAACACUUUUGCAUUCGUUUCACCUUCAUCUUCAAUGGCCGAUCCUGGUUUCGCUACGAACAAAAGGGACCCUAUCAAAUCAUCAGUUGUGAAUGCUGCGGGUACAAGAAGACGCCAACUUGCAGUUACAGUUGGGAAAGAAAGGAGGGAAUCGUUGGUUCGUGCCAAACGACUUUGUAGAGUUGGAGUUAGUGAUGCUGAAGUUGAUGUUGAUGUUGAAGGUGAAAUGAUGAUAGACGAAGAACAAUCUAUUUUGGAGUCUCAAACUUCUUUGGCUGUUGAAAAUUUGAAAUCUGCUCUUGCUUAUCAGGGGAAGGGUGCAGUGCAGAAAAGAGUAGGCGCCCUUCAAGAAUUAAGGCGUUUACUGUCAAGAUCUGAAUUUCCUCCUGUUGAGUCUGCUGUUAAAGCUGGAGCAGUUGCCAUACUAGUGCAGUGUCUUUCAUUUGGUUCUCCAGAUGAACAGUUGCUUGAAGCUGCUUGGUGUCUUACAAAUAUUGCUGCAGGGAAUCCAGAGGAAACAAAAGCUUUGCUUCCUGCAUUGCCUUUGCUUAUUGCUCACCUUGGGGAAAAGAGCUCCUCACCUGUUGCUGAGCAGUGUGCUUGGGCACUAGGAAAUGUGGCCGGUGAAGAUGAAGAGUUGAGGAAUGUUCUUCUAAUUCAAGGGGCCUUAGUACCUCUUGCAAGAAUGAUGCUACCAUACAGACGUUCAACUGUUAGAACAGCGGCCUGGGCUUUGUCUAAUCUAAUCAAGGGUCCAAAUCCUAAAGCUGCUAACGAACUUAUACGUGUUGAUGGAGUAUUGGAUGCAAUUGUUCGACACUUAACGAAAGCGGACGAUGAAUCAGCUACUGAAGUAGCAUGGGUAGUUGUUUAUCUUUCAGCACUUUCAAAUUUAGCUACCUCCGUGCUGGUGAAGAGUGACGUACUUCAAUUGCUUGUAAAUAGAUUAGCAACAUCAAACAGUUUGCAAUUAAUGAUUCCGGUUUUGCGAAGUUUAGGUAAUCUCGUUGCUGGUGAUUCCCAUGCAACUUAUGCUGUUCUUGUACCUGGACUUGAAGUUACAGAUACUGCCAUGCAAGCUCUGAUAAAAUGUCUAAAUAGUGAACACAGGGUCUUAAAGAAGGAAGCAGCAUGGGUGCUAUCUAAUAUAGCUGCUGGUUCUAUUGAGCACAAGCAAUUGAUAUAUUCUAGUGAGACACUGCCUUUGCUAUUGCACCUUUUUUCUGCCGCCCCAUUUGAUAUAAGAAAGGAAGUUGCUUACAUAUUAGGCAACAUUUGUGUUGCCCCAACUAAAGGUGACGAGAUACCAAAUCUUAUCCUGGAGCAUUUGGUUUCACUUGUUGAAAAAGGAUGCUUGCCAGGUUUUAUUGAUUUGGUUAGAUCUGCUGAUAUCGAAGCUGCCAAGCUAGGGCUUCAGUUUAUAGAGCUGGUCUUGAGAGGGAUGCCAAAUGGAAAGGGCCCAAAGCUUGUAGAACAAGAAGAUGGGAUUGAAGCCAUGGAAAGAUUUCAGUUUCACGAAAAUGAAGACGUCAGAACUAUGGCAAAUAGUCUAGUUGACAAGUAUUUUGGUGAGGACUAUGGGCUUGAUGAGUAGUAGGGGCGAGAAUAGCUGAGAUGCCAAUCGUUUUUGUUCGUGUAAUGCAUUCCCUUGCCUCAACUCCAUGUCAUAUGCAGCAAUUUUAGUGACAAACAUGGCUGAACAUUCUUCAUCAAAGGUCAAUAGAAUCUGUAUUUGGGAUUGAGAGGUUUGAUAAAAAAAAUCUGCUGCUUGUGGUUAUACUCUUUUCAUUGGUCUUGUGAUGGACUGAAAGUGUAAUUUUUAGUAGGUUAAUUUUUUGUAGUUCAGUUCAAGUUUUUUCUUACUUUGUUAUUUAGUACUGAAAAGAAAAAGUUACCAGUUGCGACCUAAAA